CUUCUUUACUCUGCAUCUCUUUGUCUUUUUCACUCUUUCUUUCCUAGUCUCGUCCUUAUAUCCCUAUCGUGUCUAUGCUUCUUUCUCUUUGUCCACUCUUCCUCAUCACCCUCAUCCCUAUCACGCCUCAACACGUACAUUUUCAUUCGUCUAUACAAACAUCCUCUCAAUAAUGUCUCUAACCUGCUCACGUCCAUGCUCCCCUAAUCUCAUCACCGCCUUCAUCACCUUCUUCACCCUUUGUACCCACGUCGCCUACGCCCGCCAAUCCUUCCAGCCCACCCUCACGACCGGAGCCACCAGCGCCUUUGUCGAGAACCAGAAUCUCUACAUCCUGGGCGGUGUACCGAGCACCUACACCAGCACCAAUUCGAUAAUACCAACAACAACCAUCCCACAAGCAUUCGUGCUCGACUUAUCCGUCUCUUGGAAUAGUAGUAACCCCAUCAUCCAGCAAUUACCAGACGGUCCCACUACUACUUCACCAUCACUAACAGGUGAAGAUGGAUGGGUAGGAUGGGGCACAGCAGGCAUGGUGAGCACACUUUCUGCAGAUGCACAGACCUGGUUUGUCGCGUUCAACGAUCCUGCGUACCAAUACUCUACCUCCUCCGCAACUUGGACACUCGGACUAUCACUCGAUAACCUCACCACCAACACCGACCUUCCUCUCAGUAGAGGAGCCUCUGCAGCCGUGACCGAUCCAGAUACGGGACUUGUCUACAUGUUCUCAAACACAGAUCCGGCCUCGGAUAACCCGCUCGUCCGACGCCUGGAUCUGAAUACCGGCACGAUCGACAAUAUCCCUAUGGACAACGACGAUGCCCUCGACGACAGGGUGAGUGCGAUCGUGUCUGCGAUCUGGAGCGCGCCCCAAAAGCAGAUCCUCGUCAUCGAGGAACACAACCCCAUCCGCCUCCUCGCAUUCACACCCAACAUCACGAACGCGACCUGGAGCAUUUUAAAUACCACGGGCGACAUUCCUGCCACACGCACCGGCGCGUGCUUCGUCUCAUCCGCUGGAGGAGCGCAAGCCGUAUACUUUGGCGGCUUCUCCACCAAUUCACCCACCGCCAUGAACGAUAUCUACAUUCUUGACAUCCCCUCCAUGACCUGGAAACGCGGCCCAGACGCACCUUCGACGGACGCGCGUGGGGGUGCUGCCUGCGCUGUCUCAAGUGACCAUUUCCUCGCCUGGGGCGGCUCCUCUACCAUCCCCAACACAGACAGCCCGAUGGAAGCCCUAGUGAUCUACAACCUACGCACCCAAUCCUGGACCUCCGAAUAUAUCUCCUCCUCCUCCUCCACUUCCUCCUCUUCCUCCUCUUCCUCCUCCCCUGCGAUCUCCACGUCCUCGCUCAUUACCCCUCCUUCUGUAUCUGCAUCCGCACCACCCAAUUUUUCUCCUACGAUAAGCUCACCGUCCGAGACCACCUCGACCGCCUCACCGACUCCGACACCAAACACCCCCGCGGUAACCGAUAUCCUGGGCGCAGUUGUCAAAGUCUUGGUCGUCCUGAUCUCCAUUGGCGGAACGAUCCUCUACAGCGUCCGCCAGAAACAGCUCCUGACACUCUCUAAAGCAUCGAACGAGCCCCAUGGACAGCCCUAACGGUCUGCAAACGUCCACAGCACCUUAUACGAUCAUCUUUUUUUUUUUAUUUUUUCCCUUCAAGUCCCUAAUGAGCCACUUCCUUGUAUAGACUACUGUCAGUCCUCACAGCUAGGAUGACCCAUAGCAUAGCAUCUGCAUAAU
Molecule: messenger RNA, 1756 nt
Organism: Gamsiella multidivaricata
Lineage: Eukaryota; Fungi; Mortierellomycota; Mortierellomycetes; Mortierellales; Mortierellaceae
Exons: 1
Coding region: 173-1612 (479 amino acids)
Molecular function (GO): protein binding
Source: RefSeq, a predicted model, not a curated record